CAAGAGAGCAGCUUCAUGACAGUGAACAAGCAAAUGGCUGGAGGGUCUCACUUCAUUUGGGUCCCCCUACUUCUCAGCUGUGUCCUUCAUACAUCUGACAACAGGAAUGUCCCAGAUCAUGAGGGGGAAACAGUUCUGGGAGAUUUCAUCAGUAAAACGGGAAACCCAGAAUUAGACCAAAUCCUUUCAAAGAUCCCAAUAACUUUACCUGGUGGAACUGAUUUCACAAAUGUCAGCAUAACGUCAGUUAAUGUCCGACUUUGCACUGGUUUGAAAGAAGAACUGGCAUCCUUGAAAACAAAGUUUCAGCAAGCAACUCGCCGCAGCAACCAUCUAGAUGAAGUGGCCUUUGGGUUGCGGCGGGAGGUCAGGGAGCUGCAAAUGAGACUCGCUACAUGCAGCUCAACGGCGUCGGCUGUAGCUGGCUCUUACGAAGCCCAACUACUGACGAAAAUGAAUCAGCAGCUGGAGUUAUUGACGGAGACUGAAAUAUCUGAAAUGCUGAAGAUCUUAAUGCUCACCAGGGAAGUGAGUGGUCUGCAGAAGAAAGUUGGACUUGCUACUAAUUCUACUGAAAGUACUGAUAUCACAGAUCUGCAGAAGAAACUGAAACAAAAGACUGAUGAACUGCUGGUCAAGAAACAGGAAAUUGAAAAAAAACAUGCAAGCGCCACCCUCAUUUUACAGAUAAUGUCGCUGCAAAGUCAGAUCUGGGAUUUACAACAAGAAGCGUCAAAUAAAGAAUCUGUUCUUCAGCCCGAUAAGAGAAUUCUGGGUCUCCAAGAACAACUUGACAGGAAAAUCGGUGAGCUGCAAGGCAAAGGCGAAGCUGUCUCCGCUGUGCUGGAGCUGAUUUCUGUACGUAGUAAGAUCACAGUGUUGGAGAAAAUGAUCAGCAUCUACAUUGAGAAAUCCAGGACAUCCACUGCUGAUGGCCAGAGACAAUGGAGGCAAAAGGUUGAGCUACUUAAAAAGAAGAUUUUGCAGCUGAAUCGAGAUGAAAAUAACAAAGAACUUACCAGAGAAAUUCUGAAGCUGCAGGGUGAGGUGGAUGGUUUAGCAAAUUUGAUAAUGACCACCAGACAGACACUGGAGGCCUCACUCACAGAGAUACGAGUUAAUUUGGAAACAGAGAGGAAGCGGGUGGAAGCUUUACAGAGACAGCUGGAGGCAGCGAACUAUGCACUGGCACAACCAAUCAUGAAAAUCAUCAGCAUCAUGGAAGAGCUGAGACAGCAGCAGCACACAACAUCAACAGGUCAAAGCCAGGAUAUCUUGGUUCUGCUCCAGACAUAUAAAACUAACUUUGCUAAAGCUCAGACUGAAAUAACAGAUCUGCAGGAGAGGCUGAGGCAGACACGCGAGGAGUGUUCAUCACUGGAGGACAGACAUACAUACACAAAGACAGAGUUGGAAAAGAAGAUUGCAGAACUGAGCAGAACUGAUAACGUCAAGGGAGCACUGAUUCUGAGCAUAUUAAACCUGGCUGGUGAAAUAAAGGCUUUGAAGGAGCAGAUCUCAACCUCAGACGAUAAAGACUUGAUUUUAAACCUGCAGAAGCAACUGCAAAAAAAGCAAGAAGAACUGAACUCCAAGACUGCAGAGACACAAAAACUUACUGCCAACCCACAAAUAAUUUUGACAAUCACUGAGCUGCAGAAUAAUAUAUGGGACCUCCAGAAUAAGUUUAACAAUGGGACCACCGAUGAAAUAAAUGCCUUGCAAAAGAAACUGGACAGUCAGAUCGAUAAACUCGACAGCACAGUUCAAGACAACAUCAAACAGAUGUUGAAAAUUAUAACGCUUCAGAGUCAGGUGAAGUAUCUGCAGGAUCUUCUAUCAAACCAGGAGCUACUACAAACCACCAGGGUAACCGAGCUCACAGAUGAGCUUAAAGCCAAGGAGAGCGACCUGAAGCAGUUUGUCGAUAAGCUGAAUGAGAAGAACCAGACAAAUGCUAAACUGAUUUUGACCAUCACUGAUCUGCAAACCCAACUCAGAAAAAUCGAAAGGGAAAAGGAAACUGAAGGCAAAACUAGCUCAGCUACUGUUUCCAAGCUGCAGGAACAGCUGAAGAUUAAAGAGAAGGAGAACAUUCGCAAUCAGGCUUUGAUCAAAUCUCUGCAGAACAGUCUGAACCAAACUGAGACGCAGUGUUCUGCAUAUGAGCAGAAAAUUAAAGACCUGGAGGAUAAUAUCGACGCCAAAAUUGAAGAACUGACUACCAAAUCUGACACUGUUAUUUCACUUGGUCUUCAGAUUUCUACACUAACUGGGCAGCUGGAGGAGCUGAAAAAGCAACUGCAAAACUCUGUAUCCAAAUCCAAGGCUGAUGCUCUUCAAAAAAUUAUAGAUGAAAAGACUAAAGAAGUGAAGAAAAAGACAGACGAGUUGAAAGAGCGAAGUUCUCAAGCACAAAGAAUUCUUCAGAUUCUUGCCAUUCAAGUGGAGAUUGAGAAGCUGGUUAAUGUGCCAGCAAAUGAGACAGACUACACAAAGAUUGAAGCCCUCCAAUAUCAACUCAAUAACUUGAUCGACGGGAUUCAAGACAAAGACAACGAAAACACAAAACUGACAUUACAAAUCUUGACUCAACAAGAUGAAAUAGCCAGACUGAAGAAGCAAGAAGAGAACCAACUGAAGGAAGAAGCCCAGAAAAUUAGAGACCUGGAGGCUGAACUGGAAAACAUCAGAAAUCAGAUCAAAUUAAAAACCAACUUGCUGGGUACAAGUGACAGGAGGAUUUCUAAUUUGUCGGCUCAGAUUGUAGAACUUCACAAUAAAAUCCCAGAACUGGAGGAUGAAAUAACAAUGCUGAAACAGUCUUAUGCUGAGAAUCUUGCAGAGCUUAAAGGAAAACUCACUGUGACAAAGGGCCAACUUGAAGACAGUCAGCUGCGACUCAAGACUCAAGAUGCAGAAAAUUUUAAACUGAUUACGGACAUCCUUGAUCUGAAAGCUCAGCUGAAAAAGACUCAGCAAGAUGCCGCUAAGAGACGAGCGAAAGAGAAUAAUAUCUCCGAUUUGGAAGAAAUGCUACAAACACAACAGAAAAAGAAUAAAAAACUUGAAAACACAAAUACAGACUUAAAGCAACAGGUCCAAGACCUGGAAACGUGCUGCUCUGUCAACACCCAAUGUGAAGACCUACAAAGACAACUGCAUCAAAGCCAGGAGGAUGCGGACCGUCUCCACCAUCAGCUGCGGGAGAAGGAUGCUGCCCUCAAACGAGUGCAGCAGCAGCUUGAGGAACAGAGCCAGGAGAAAAACAAACUGCAGGAAAACUACAACAAUCUUCUGAGGAAACAAGGUGAUGUGGAAGAUAAAACCAUCUUUGCCACAAAGAUGACCAUGGAUCCAAACACAGCUCACCCAAGAAUUGUUUUGUCUGAAGAUAAAACUGAAGUAUCUACCAAUGAGUUCAUGUUACAAGUCCCCGAGCUUCCAGGCAGGUUUGAUGUGGUUCUUGGCGUCAUGGGUGAAAGAGGUUUCUCCCAUGGCAGACAUUACUGGGAGGUGUCUGUAGCUGGGAAGACUUGUUACCACAUUGGGAUGAUCAGUGAAUCUGCUCCACGAAAGGGAUCCCUGUCAUUCAAGCCGGCAAAUGGUUACUGGAGCAUAAUUCUGAACAAACUGGGUCAGCUGAAGGCUCUUAACAUAAGACCUGUUGGUAUUGAUGUUGCUUUGCACCCUCUUACACUGGGUAUCUUGUUGGACUAUAAAGUGGGAGAGAUUUCUUUUUAUGAUGCUGGAUCUAGAUCUCAUUUGUAUACUUUUUCAGGUCAAACAUUUAAAGACAAAAUCUAUCCAUUUAUUAAUUAUUGCGUUGAGGAUACUGAAUUUCCAAGUCCAAUUGUUUUAGUUUCUCCUGGAUCAACUAACUGGAUAUCAUAAGGAGCACAAGUUCUAUGUGGUCAUUGUUUUGGUCAUUGUGAAUGUUGGAAAAUAAAAUAAUCCACUAAGUCAA
This is a messenger RNA of Melanotaenia boesemani (Boeseman's rainbowfish), 3967 nucleotides long. Its product is annotated as myosin heavy chain, striated muscle. The record is from RefSeq and is a predicted model, not a curated record. Bases 16 to 3894 code for a protein of 1292 amino acids. Gene Ontology annotation, molecular function: protein binding. The transcript is spliced from 43 exons. Lineage: Eukaryota; Metazoa; Chordata; Actinopteri; Atheriniformes; Melanotaeniidae.